AUGGGGACCCUUAUCGGCCAUGUAGGCCCGGGGUUCGGGUUCCUCAUCAUCGGACUGUGGCAAUUGUUUAACCAUAUCAAGCUCUACUGCCAGCACCCCAAGUCCUACCGCCCGCCCAUCUGGUUUCCAGCCCCGAGGGUGAGACAUCUCGAGCUCUACCUCAUCAUGAUGGGCGGCUGGACCUCCAUACUAAUGGAGCUCUUUAUCGGCCCCUCCCGGCACCAGCCGCUCGAUCCCACCGAUUGGACUAUCCCCUCCAACCACCUCCACAAUUUCGAGCACGCCACGAUCUCCUUUACCAUCUUCGCUUACGCUGCGUUUGCGCUGCACUUCGAUCGUGUGCGUCUGAGAGCUGGUGGGACGCUCUCAUUUCUGCUUGGCGCAUUGGCCUUCGCCGUUGAGCUGCUUCUUUCCUACCUUCACUCCACAGACCACGCCGGCGUGGAGUGGCAGUACCACUGGCUUCUGCAGAUAGCCAUCGCCGUGUCUUUGAUCACGACGGUGAUGGGGAUCCCGUUCCCCCGCAGCUUCGCCGUGGGCUUCGUGAGGUCUGUGAGCGUCGUCUUUCAAGGCGUCUGGUUCAACGUCCUGGGCAUCAUGCUGUACACGCCGAGGUUCAUUCCCAAAGGCUGCUCCCUGGAGACCGACGACGGCCGUUUCGUGGUCCCCUGCAAAGGCCAUCUCUCUCUCCACCGGGCGAAGGCGUUAGUGAACCUUGAAUUUUCCUGGACUCUCAUCGCAGUCGUCGCGUUCUCCAUGUGGUUCUACCUUUAUCUUGCCAAGAAGUACCCGGAGUUGGCGGAGUACGAGUGCCUUGCAGAGAAGGUUGACCAAGAGGACGGGAUCUGGAAGUCGCCAAAGAUAGAGGAAGAGAACCCCGAUAGCUUCGCCGACGUGGGAAAGUGGUUAAAACCAAAAGAUUUGGAAAGAUAA
This is a messenger RNA of Spirodela intermedia, 933 nucleotides long. The record is from the annotation of a GenBank genome assembly. Lineage: Eukaryota; Viridiplantae; Streptophyta; Magnoliopsida; Alismatales; Araceae.